This is a messenger RNA of Eremothecium gossypii ATCC 10895, 774 nucleotides long. Its product is annotated as ADL165Cp. The transcript has a single exon. Lineage: Eukaryota; Fungi; Ascomycota; Saccharomycetes; Saccharomycetales; Saccharomycetaceae. The coding region runs from base 1 to 774 and encodes 257 amino acids. The record is from RefSeq and is marked provisional.
AUGAGCAAGAGCAGCAAGGUACAUAUAGGAGUGCGCAGCUUCUGGGGAACGUUAGCGAUGGAAGCGCGCGGAUGGCUACGCGGAAACAGUGCCAUGGAAUACACUCCCCCCCCAUCAUACAACUCGAUAGACUUGGAAUCCCAGGGCAAGUCAGGCGCGAUUCCGGCCGGGCUGAACCCGAUCAUACUCUCGUGCGCGCUUUGGAUACUCACGACGACACUCGCAGGGCUGGUUUUGUACUAUGAGAGAGCGGGGACGCCAGCCGUGCUCGGCAGCAUGAUCGCGUGUUUGGUGGCCAUCCUUUGCAUUGUUUUCCACAUAAACAAGCUGUUGAAGGAUAAUUCGCGGUGGCUCUGGACCUGCCUUUCUUACUUCCCCGUGCUCCAGUUGUUCAUCUGCACGUUGUUGUUCUUUUCCAACCGGGGCCUCGCGUACUGGGUCACUGUUGCGGCCUUCAGCGCCGUUCUCAUGGGGACCGUGCUCUUGUAUUGCUCAUACCAAUCCCAGGAGGACUGGGACCAGGACACGCUAUGGGAGCAGAAGAACCAAAUACCACUAUAUGCCGCCCCACUCAUGGCGAUUGCGGCUCUACACAUCACGGGCCUUGUUCAACUACAGUGGAUCUACCGGGCAUACUUUAUAUACCUCUCGGUUUUACUCUCCUUGACUACCAAACAUGUGUACUUGAACACCGACGUAAGGUCGGUACUCAGUUCCAACGGGAGGAUAAACGCCAUCAUGCUCUUUAUGUUCCUUUCGUUGUCCGUCAUAUAG